AUGGACAUCCUCUCCAAGGAUUGGAACUGCGCUUUUAACACUCUUCCCGCUCUAGAAUUCGAUGAAAAAACCUUCGGGAGCAAAGACAAUGAUGGUCACGAUACUUUUCUAGAAUAUAUCGAUCGUUACAUCACGCGGCGCCAUGAGCUCAACCUCAGCAUCGACUCGAUGAGUUUGUUCAUCUUCUCAAGAGGCAACAAGUUGAAUCCCAUAGUACCCAAGUGGAUAGAUAUCGCCUCGAGUCUCAAUCUCCGACGCCUUAGUCUUGGCCGCAUCGUCAACUAUCCCGACAGAAGAUGGUACAUGCAAAUAUGCCCCGACUUGGUGUCUGACACCAUCUCUGUCCUCCACGUGAGCCAUCUCUCAAUGGAGGGCGUCAAGACGAGGCUGCCUCGCUUGGAAGAACUGGUCCUACACCGAGUCCAAAAGAGCGACGAAUUCGCGAACGGGCUGAUGCUGAGCUGCCCGGCACUCCGGCGCGUGGAGCUGAUCGACUGCUCCCGUUCCAAGGACCUCCUCAUCUGUGGACCGAAGCUCGAGACUUUUGAGGCAUCGGGCAUGUCUGACAAGGACAACCUUUCGAUUUCAACAUCAGCCCCAAACCUCGUGUCCUUCAGCUACACAUCGAAUUUCUCCAUGGCCUACCUGGAUGAGGAGUUGUCAGCUCUCCAAGUACAUGGCUCUAGAAAUCUGAGGGAGCUUGCUCUGGAUCUGCGCAUGGUCGAAAUCAGGACCAUCAGAAAAACGGUCUCUCAGCUUCACCUCCUAGAGACCUUGAGGCUCAAGGGUAGUUCGUCCGCCGAGCGCAUCAGGGUAACUCACAAGAAUCUCAAGCACCUUGCCUUGACUGGAUUCAACUAUCUGAUAAGAGUAAAGACCCAAACUCCUAAUCUCGUGUCCUUCCAAUAUGACGGCCCCAACAUCCUAGUCAUCAGUCCACGAGAUUCGACAACAUUGGCCAAUGCGAGACUAGAGGUGGAUUUUGGAGUUCGCAACAAGAGGAGGAGCUAUCUCAAGGCGGCCAAGUUCCUGAGGUAUUUCGGCCAUUGCGACUCGUUAACACUGAUUUGUAAGGAAGUCAAGGCAUUGGUUCUUCCAGAAGAAAUCAAAAGUGAAAUGCUUCCUCCAUUGCAAAAUGUCAAGCAUCUAAGACUUCAAAUCCUGUGCAACACUCCUGAAGAUAUUGAUACCAGUUCUCGACUAACGGAAAGCUUGAGGUGGAUGUCUCCUAAUUUAGAGACGCUGGUCGUUAGCUCCUAA
This is a messenger RNA of Eucalyptus grandis, 1260 nucleotides long. RefSeq names its product FBD-associated F-box protein At3g52670-like. Lineage: Eukaryota; Viridiplantae; Streptophyta; Magnoliopsida; Myrtales; Myrtaceae. The transcript has 2 exons. Bases 1 to 1260 code for a protein of 419 amino acids. The record is from RefSeq and is a predicted model, not a curated record.